Molecule: messenger RNA, 2082 nt
Organism: Rhopalosiphum maidis (corn leaf aphid)
Lineage: Eukaryota; Metazoa; Arthropoda; Insecta; Hemiptera; Aphididae
Product: UDP-glucuronosyltransferase 2C1-like
Exons: 4
Coding region: 441-2024 (527 amino acids)
Molecular function (GO): UDP-glycosyltransferase activity
Source: RefSeq, a predicted model, not a curated record
UCGUCGGGCCGCGGCAGUCGUCGUCGUCGUCCGUGUCGCGGGCGGGUGCAGUCUAUCGCGAAAAUCGCGCACGAUCGUCUUAUAUAUUAUAUUAAUUAACGAAGAAAAAAAAUGAAAGAAAACAAGACGCACACUCGAAUAUACCUACCUGUAAGUACGACGUUAUGAUUCGAAAACGACAUCGGGACGCAACCGUCACGCGGCGAACUUGAAAUCGUCCAAAGGCCAGACGUCCAAUAUCCCCCCCCCCUAAUACGACCCAAUAUCGAUGCACUUACCGUCAUAUAUUUAAUAACCUUUCGUACGAUAAAAUGCCAUCAAAUAAAAUAUCAGUUAAUAUCGAAUAAUAUAUAUUAUCGCCCGUCUGCCAUUACCCUGCAACCGUCACCCAUCACCCGUUGAAAUAUUCGACCCCCCUCCACCCCCGACCACAUUACGUGAUGCGGACGAUGCGGUGGUCGUCACCGCCGUCGUGGCGUUCGGUGGUCGUUGUCAUAGUGGCCGCGUUGGCGUGCGCCGCAGACGCCGCUAAUAUACUGGCCGUGGAGACGAUGGCCGGCAUGAGCCAUUGGAACUUCAUGAGCGGCGUGCUGCGAGCGCUCGUCGACAACGGGCACGCAGUCACCGCGUUCACGCCGUUUCCGACGCGGCCGGACGGCCAGCGCUCGCACGUCAACUACACGGAAGUAGACCUGUCCCGGGAACUGUUGACCUCCGUGAACAACCGGUUGACAGACGUCCAGCAAAAGUGGAGCACGCCCGUCGGCCAAAUAUACAAGUGGUUGCGGCUCAGCCGGAACGCGUGCGACAAGAUCUACGGUCACCCGGCCAUGAAGGACGCGCUGCAGCGGCACCUGGAUGGCCGCGCGCGAUUCGACGCGAUUGUCGUCGAGCCGUUCCUGUCGGAUUGCGUGUCGUACGCGGCCGGCCGAUUGCGCGUGCCGCUCGUCUACGUCACGCCGCUGCCGGCCAUCGGGCUGAUGGAACGGGCGCACACCGGCCACGCGUCCAAUCCCGCGGUCGUGUCGCACCUGGUGGCCGACCACAGAAUUCCCAGGACGUUCGCGCAGAGGCUGAGCAACGCGGCGCUUUCCGCGUACUGCGCUGUGGCGGUGGUAUGCGCGAACGCGGCGCUCAGGUAUGUCGAGCCAAGAGAGUACGAUGCGGUGCCGCUCGUCACGCCGUCGCUGAUAUUCGUCAACGGCCAUUACAUCAGCGAACCGUCCAACCCAGUCGCGCAAUCCGUCGUCCACGUCGGCGGCAUACACCUGAAACCACCCGAGAAGUUGCCGGAGGAUAUAUUAGAUUUUAUAGAACAAUCUUCACAUGGAGUCAUUUUUUUCACUUUUGGUUCAACUGUUAAAAUGUCUUCACUUCCAGAACACAUCAAAAAUUCAUUUAUUGAAGUUUUGGCACAAAUUCCUCAAAGAGUGUUAUGGAAAUAUGAAGGUGAAUUAAAAAAUAAACCAAAAAACCUAAUGAUAAAAAAGUGGCUUCCUCAACGAGAUAUUCUUAUGCACCCUAACGUAAAAUUAUUCAUCAGUCAUGGUGGUAUAUCUGGAUUAUAUGAAGCGGUAGAUGCUGGUGUACCAGUACUUGGAUUUCCAUUAUUUGGUGAUCAACACAGAAAUAUAGACAAUUUAGUCAAUGCCGGAAUGGCAAUCUCUAUGGACUUAUUUUCUGUAUCUGAAGAAACAUUAUUAAAACAUAUUUUAGAACUUGUCAACAACAAAAAGUAUCCAAUGAAUGCUAAAACUACUUCGAACAUAUUCAAAGAUCGACCGAUAACACCAGCACAAUCGGUCGUGUACUGGACCGAGUAUGUUCUUCGUCACAAUGGUGCACCACAUUUAAAAUCUCAUUCAAUUAAUUUAACAUGGUUUCAAUAUUACUUAUUGGAUGUUAUUUCUUUUGCAAUAAUUUUAAUAUCUGUGGUUUUUUUUGCAGUCUAUAAAAUGUUAAAAUGUAUUUAUAAAUGUACUUUAAUAUUUUAUCAUCAUAAUGUAAAAGCAAAGAUAGAAUAAACAAUGAACUAAUAAGGAAUUUGUAACAAUAAAACAAAACGAUUUUAGACAAACGUAA